Molecule: messenger RNA, 1356 nt
Organism: Chlorella variabilis
Lineage: Eukaryota; Viridiplantae; Chlorophyta; Trebouxiophyceae; Chlorellales; Chlorellaceae
Exons: 5
Coding region: 1-1356 (451 amino acids)
Biological process (GO): rRNA methylation
Molecular function (GO): RNA methyltransferase activity; RNA binding
Source: RefSeq, a predicted model, not a curated record
AUGGCGUUUGCAAUGCAUGCGCGCCUGCUGCAGCGAGGCUCACGUUUCCUAACAUGCGGUAGCUCCGAUAAGCUGGUUAAAGCCUGCCGGCAACUUCGCGGCGGCCUUGUGGUGGCGGAGUGGCAGCGCUGGGACCGCGCCGCCAGCAGCAGAGCCAACGGGCGGCGUGGCGGCGGCGGCGGCAGGCGCGAGGACGUCGGCAGCGAGGGCCGCGCCCCACAGCGCCAGCAGACCAGCAUCUGGGGCGACGAGUGGGACGUCGGCAGCGGCCAGCCUGGCGGCCAGGGCAGCAGCGGCUGGCUGGAUGCUGACAGCGGCGGCGAUGCCGCGCCCAGCCGGCGCGGCGGCAGCAGCAGCGGCGAGUGGCGGGAGCGCCGGGAUGGUGGUGGCAGGGGCGAGAAGCGAGAGGGACAGGACCGUAGCGAGAGCGGCAGGGGCGAGUGGCGGGAGCGCCGUGACGGCGGCGGCGGCAGAGGCGGCGGCAGGGGCGAGUGGCGGGAGCGGGACGGCGGCGGCGGCGGCGGCAGAGGCGAGUGGCGGGGGCACAGAGAGAGCGGCGUGGGCGUGCGCGGCAGGGGCGGCAGGGAUGGCGGGUCCGCCUGGGGUGACAGGGAGGGCCGCUGGGGCGGCGGCGAGCGGGAGCAGGAGCGAGCGGAACGCUCCGGCGGCGCCCCAGGCGAGCGGUGGCAGGAGUCGCGCCAGCAGCGCGGCGGCGGCGGCGGCGGCCGCGACUGGCGCGGCGACCGGCCCCGCCGCGGCGACAGCUGGCGCGGCGGCGAGGGGCGCAGGGAGGGCAAGGGAGGAGGAGAGGAGGAGGAGGAGGAGGAGGGGGGCCCCGGCGGCCUGCGCCAGUUCUGGGUGGGCGACGUGCUCUACGGCGUGUCCCCGGUACUGGCGGCGCUGCAGGCGGGACGACGAGCGGUACACACGCUGUACCUGCAAGAAGGCAUGGAUCUCGCAAAGCGCAAGGACAAGGGCGCCAUCCAGGCGGCCAAGCAGCGCGCCGAGGAGCUGGGUGCGCGCGUGCUGUACGCCUCUAAGCACGACCUAAACAUGGUGGCAGACAACCGCCCGCACCAGGGCGUGGUGCUGGACUGCUCGCCGCUCGAGUUUGAGCCGAUGAGCGAGCUGCCGGCGGCGCCCGCCGCGCCGCCGCCGGGCGGCCGCCUGCCGGUCUGGCUGUGCCUGGAUGAGGUGAUGGACCCGCAAAACUUUGGCGCCGCGCUGCGCUCGGCUCACUUCCUGGGUGUGGCCGGUGUGCUGACGUGCCACCGCAACUCGGCGCCGCUGUCUGCCGCGGUGUCCAAGGCCAGUGCCGGCGCCAUGGAGCUGCUGCCGGUGCACUCGUGCAAGUGA